Molecule: messenger RNA, 3060 nt
Organism: Trichoderma reesei QM6a
Lineage: Eukaryota; Fungi; Ascomycota; Sordariomycetes; Hypocreales; Hypocreaceae
Exons: 3
Coding region: 1-3060 (1019 amino acids)
Biological process (GO): mitotic chromosome condensation
Cellular component (GO): condensed chromosome; condensin complex
Source: RefSeq, a predicted model, not a curated record
AUGCCUACACGAUCAGGGACUCGGACCGGCAGACCGGCGGCCACCGCCAAGAAGCCCGCGGCGCCUCUGCAGCAUCCCGACACACCAGACAACGCCCUCCGAACCCAGGUCUGCGCCAUCUUCCGCGAUGCGCAACGGACGACGGCCACGCAUCGGAAGCUGGCCGUCAACCUCCGCAAGAUCCAAGAAGCGUGCUGCUACGAGCCGGUAGACCCCCGAAAGCCAGACGCCAACCAGUUCGACGAGAGGGCGUUCAAUGACGAGUUUGUGCGAUGCGUGCUGCGCAUCAUGCCGGUGAAGAAGGCGGAGAGCGUGGGCGAGAAGCUGAUUCGCUUCAUUGGGCUGUUCCUGCGGCAUGCCUCGGAUAAGGACAGCGAGCUGCUGGACGAGGCCGAUGCCGACGCGAGCUUGAUGCCCGAAACGCCGAGCAAUCGGCUCUCGUCCAAGGUGCUCCAAACCGCCCUGUCGCUGAUGCAGGCCAAGGACAAGUACGUGCGGUUCCGGUCGACCCAGCUUGUCUCUCACAUUAUCAAUUCCCUCGACGCCAUCGACGACGACCUUUUCCAGAGCCUUCGCAACAACCUGCUGAAGCGAAUCCGAGACAAGGAGGCCAUGGUCCGCGUCCAGGCCGUGCUGGGCCUUGGCCGACUUGCUGGAAACCAACCCGAAGACGAACACAACUCGGACGACAGCGACAACCACUCAGUUGGUCUCUUGGACAAGCUGCUUGAUGUCUUACAGAACGAUCCGAGCGCCGACGUCCGACGGUCUCUCCUGGUCAAUCUUCCGAUCGUACCCGCGACUCUCCCAUACCUUCUCGAGCGCGCAAGGGACCAAGAUGCCGCGACGCGACGGGCAGUCUACUCUCGUCUCCUGCCGGCUCUGGGGGACUUUCGACACUUGUCGCUGUCCAUGAGAGAAAAGCUGCUCCGUUGGGGCCUUCGUGACAGAGACGAGAACGUGCGGAAGGCGGCGGGGAGACUGUUUAGAGAGCGAUGGAUUGCAGACUGUGCCGGCGUGGCGCCGCAAGAAGAGGCACCGCCAAACUUUGAUGGUUUGCUGGAGCUUCUAGAGAGAAUCGACAUCAUCAACUCUGGAAUGGAGAAUGGGGUGGCUCUCGAGGCAAUGAAGGGCUUCUGGGAGGGUCGCCCGGACUAUCGCGAGGCGGUAGUCUUGGACGACCACUUUUGGGAGACCCUGUCGGCCGAAUCCGUCUUCAUGGCCAGGAGCUUCAACGACUUCUGCCGCAGCGAAGGUGAGGGCCGAUAUGAGCCGCUGAUCGAGGAGAAGCUGCCAGAAGUCACCAAGCUAGCCUUCUUCCUGGAGCGCUACCUCAAGGUGCUAGUCGACGCCAUCAAGCGAAUUGCACAGCACGAUGUCGAUGAGGAGGAGGAGGAGGAUACCGUUGAACAGGAGUUUAUUGUCGAGCAGAUGCUUCACAUAGCGCUGACCCUUGAUUACUCUGACGAGGUUGGCCGGAGGAAGAUGUUCACGCUGCUGCGCCAGUCUCUCGCCAUUCCAGAGCUCCCGGACGAAGUAACAAAGCUUGCCAUGGAGGCUCUACGAUACAUUUGCGCCCCAGACGCCGCUGGAGAGAGAGAGUUCAUCAGUGUCGUGCUCGAGGCUGUUGCGGAUGUACACGAUACGAUCGUGGACCUGCCCGGGGAAGACGACGAGAGCUUUGUCUCUGCCCAUUCAGAACAGAGGAGCCGAGAGAAUACUCCAGCGCCCGAUUCAAACAAGGAACAGCCCGAGAUGAGCGAAGAGGAGGCCCAUGAGAAGGCAGUGAGGGAGAUUCUCGUCAACUUGAAGUGCCUUCACAUCGUUCAGUGCAUGCUGACGCAUGUUGCCGGAAACCUCAAGGACAACACAGACUUGGUGUCCAUGCUUAACAAUCUAGUGGUACCGGCUGUGCGGAGCCACGAAGCGCCCGUUCGUGAAAGGGGGCUCGUCUGCCUCGGGCUGUGCGCCCUCCUCGACCGCUCGCUGGCCGAGGAGAACCUGGGGCUCUUUAUCCACUUCUUCACCAAGGGCCACACUGCCUUGCAGAUCACAGCGCUGCACAUCCUGACCGACAUACUCAACGUCCACGGAGCUCAGCUGCUUGCCACAACGCCGGCCGUCCUCAAGGUGUACGUCAAGGCAGUCAAGGGCGGCGGCAGGUCGUCCGAGGUGCAGGCUGCGGCCACGAUAGCGGCCUCGAAGCUGCUUCUCGGACGCGUCAUUUCCGACGAGGAGGCCUGCGAAGAGCUGCUAAAGUCCCUGGUGGUUGCCUACUUUGAUCCCGCGUCCUCCGCCAACCAGACGGUCCGACAAGCCCUCAACUACUUUUUACCCGUGUUCUGCUUCUCUCGGCUGGAGAACCAGGAUCUCAUGAGAAAGGUUUCCCUGCUGGCGCUCCAUUCCCUGCUCAACCUGCGCGAGGGUCUGGAGGAUGACGAUGUCGACGUCGAGGAAGACAUGGUGAGCAUGACGACGAUUGGCGCUUGCUUGGUCGACUGGACAGACCCGCGCAAGUGCUACAGUCCCGAGCUCGUCCUCGACGGGGAGAAGAAGAAUCCCCAGGGCGACGUGCACCUUGAUUUUGCCUGCGACAUUCUCGAGAGGCUUCGUGGCAACAUAAGCAAAGCUGAAAAGAAGCUGGUCGCCAGCCUCCUCGGGAAGCUCUUCGUCUCGCCCAACUCCUCCGAGGAGAAGCUCCGCGAGACGUACAACGUCGUCAGCGAGGCCGUGGAGGAGGGCCUCGUGACGGACACGACGGGCCGCAACGCGCUGUACAAGAUCCACGUCAGCCUGGGCAAGAUUGUCAACGGGCUCGAGGAGCAGCAACAGCAGCUGCAGCAACAACAACAACGGCCCUCGCAUAGUCGUACGAGUCGCAGCGUGUCGGUGGCUGAUGACGACGAAGAAGAAGAAGAAGGACAGGGAGCGAGGAAGCCAAAGAUCAAGGUGGAGGACGAUAGCGAUGGGACCGUGGUGCCGGAGCAUGGCGGAAGGAGGGAUUCGCUUGUGGAGGAUUUGUUGUCUGAUGGCGAGGAUACCAAGAUGGAGGACGUGUGA